GUUUUUGUAAAAAUGGAUUUUUGAAAGAAAGUGAUUUCCAAAUUUUCCAUCCUUUUCCUUGGAAACAAGCACUUUAAAAUCUCACUUCAAAACCAAACAGUUGAGAAAAGGAAGAAAAGAUGAUUCCGUUUUCCUUCAUUUUCAUGGUUGUGGUUUUGUUGUGUUCGGUAAUGGUCGUUCCUCGUGCUCUUGCUGGUUUACUGGCUCAGCCAGUGACCGGUCACGAUCAGUCAUUGAAUCCAGGUGACUACUCAUCUCUGAACACAGUCCCAGCUUUCCCAGUGCAGACGGAGGCCGAAUUGUGUAGACUUGACCUCUCCGACGAGCUAUUCGGUGGCGUUAACGACGCAUGCGGCCACAACCUAGACAGAAGCCGCUGCUGUCCUGUUUUGGCAGCGUGGCUCUUCGCAGCUUACGCGAAGUCUGCUCUCGAGUUACCCGCUCCGGCUCCGGCUCCGGCUCCGGCUGAACCAGUGCAGCCAGACCAACCCAUGAUGCCGGACGACUCGCAGAAGUGCGUGGAGUCCCUGCAGAGCGCCUUGCUGAGCAAACGCAUCAAAUUGCCACAGCCGAACGCAAGCUGUGACACAAUUCUCUGCUUCUGCGGGAUACGGUUGCACCAGAUCAGCUCGUUGAACUGCCCUGUGGCGUUCAACAUUUCUGGGCUCCAUAACGCCACCCCCACCGCAGUGGUCAGGAAUUUGGAGAAGAAUUGCAGGAAUUCUUCUUACUCUGGAUGUACCAAAUGCCUUGGUGCCCUCCAAAAGACAAGUACAACAUUUUUUUCCCUGCUCAAGGGAGGGUACAAGAAUGGCACGGAGGACCAGAGCACCAGUGAGAGAGCAAGAAAGAUGUUCAACCGGGACUGCCAACUCAUGGGGUUGACAUGGCUUUUGGCUCGGAACAAAAGGGAGCACAUACCCACCGUGUCGGCAGUGCUCCGCGCAAUUAUGUACAGUGCGCACCCUCAGCACGAGUCAAAGUGUAGUCCAGAUCAGGAGAAUAUGCCGUUGGCUGUGGAUUCGCUGCAGUUCGAGAAGACCAAGUCGUCGGCUUCAUUGUCGUCGGAGAAGCAUUUGGGGUUUCUGGGUUUUCUCCCAAUGAUAUUGUUUUCUCUGUUUGCGUAGGGUGUACUAGUGGUGGGUAGCAACUUGAUUUUGCCAUUUUGCCUAGUAUUUUUUGGAGGACUCAGUGGGGAAGGGUUCACGUGACGCUAAUGGUACAGCUAGUAGACAAAAGGAGCUGUUUUUUCAGGGUUCUUUUUAUCUUUACGCCCCCGCCUUGUAAAUUGUGUAGGAGAUUUAUAUUUGUUUCACAUUUUGUUACAAUGAGUAUACAGAAACGGCUCUUGCCCGUAAUCAACUAUUUAUUCACUC
Rubroshorea leprosula is the source of this 1376-nucleotide messenger RNA. The record is from the annotation of a GenBank genome assembly. Lineage: Eukaryota; Viridiplantae; Streptophyta; Magnoliopsida; Malvales; Dipterocarpaceae.